Molecule: messenger RNA, 993 nt
Organism: Cornus florida
Lineage: Eukaryota; Viridiplantae; Streptophyta; Magnoliopsida; Cornales; Cornaceae
Exons: 2
Coding region: 1-993 (330 amino acids)
Source: RefSeq, a predicted model, not a curated record
AUGGCUAAGGUGGAUGUUUUUCGAGAGAUUUUUUCUCUAUCUUGUGCCUUUGUGAUGGAGGAGGAUGGUUUCACUUGGAGCUUUUCUAGGGUGUAUGGGCCAGUUGAUGAUGAUGUGAGGGGUGGUUUAUGGGAGGAGUUGAGUGGGGUGAAAGAGAGGUGGUCUCUUCAUUGGUGUGUGGCAGGUGACUUUAAUGUGGUGAGGUUCCUGGCAGAGAGAUCUUCAGAAGGUGCAUGGACUCGGGCUAUGAUGCACUUUUCUGACUUUAUUGAUGGUCAUCAGCUUAUUGAUCUUCCUCUUGAGGGAGCUUCUUUCACUUGGUCCAGUGGAAGGGAAAUACCAACUCUCUCUCGUCUUGAUAGAUUUUUGAUCUCCGGUGACUGGGAAGAGAAGUUCCCGGAUAUUGUUCAGGCUGUGUUGACUAGGGUGACUUCGGAUCACAUUCCUUUGGUUCUGGAUUGUGGAGGGUUGAGAUCUCGUUGCACUCCUUUCAGAUUUGAGAGUAUGUGGCUUCGUGUGGAUAACUUCCAGGGACUUGUGCGUUCGUGGUGGGAGGAGAACCUGGUGGUGGGUACGUCGAGUUUUAUUCUUGCAGGAAAGCUUCAUAUUCUGAAAAAUAAUCUUAAAAGGUGGAAUAAGGAGGUUUUUGGGAGCUUGGAGUGGAGAAAGAAUAGGGCUUUGGCUGAUAUUGCCGAGAUCGAUAGACUGGAAGGGGAGUGUGUUCUUUCUGAAUCCCAACACAGUAGGAGAGCAGCUUGUCAAGCAGAAUGUGUGGAGAUUGCAGUUUUGGAGGAAAUUUCGUGGCUUUUGACUACGGAGGAGGAGGUGCGUAGCGGUAUUGUCUCUUUCUACCAAAAGCUCUAUUCUGAGCCUCUUCGAUGGAGGCCGCGUCUUGAUGAUCUUCACUUUGAUUCUAUUUCUACAUUGGAAAGAGAUGGGUUGGAAAAUCCUUUUUCGGAGGAAGAGGUGCUGAAGGCCCUUAAGAGCUGUUAA